Molecule: messenger RNA, 2423 nt
Organism: Pygocentrus nattereri (red-bellied piranha)
Lineage: Eukaryota; Metazoa; Chordata; Actinopteri; Characiformes; Serrasalmidae
Gene: slc25a47b
Product: solute carrier family 25 member 47b
Exons: 6
Coding region: 220-1113 (297 amino acids)
Biological process (GO): transmembrane transport
Cellular component (GO): mitochondrion
Molecular function (GO): transmembrane transporter activity
Source: RefSeq, a predicted model, not a curated record
CAAGGAUCAAUGGUCACAGCAGCGCUGCAUUAAAUACCAGUCGCUUUCACGGCAGCUCCAUCUAUUGUACCUCUAAGACACCUAGUUGAUUUAAACAUUAAAGCUAGAACAAAGCAAAAGUAGAGCUAUUAUGCGAGCUCGUUUUGUCACAUCGGAAGACAAAUUUUGCUCCAGCGUUAGCUCAGGUUAGUUAGCUGACCUAGUGUGUGGAAAGCAGGGAUGCAGCUGGCAGACUUCAUCGCCGGCUCUGUUGGAGGGGCAUUUGGAGUGGCUGUGGGGCAUCCUCUUGAUACUGUUAAGGUUAAAAUGCAGACACAGAGAAAAUUCACUGGAGUUUGGCAGUGCAUUCGCUCAACCUACAGAACUGAAGGGAUGUAUGGUUUCUACAAGGGGAUGUCCAUGCCAAUAACGACGGUCUCUGUCAGUUCUUCUGUGGUCUUCGGCACUUAUAGAAACGCACUACAAGUCUUCCACCAGCUGAGUUAUAAAAGUGCAGAUGCACCCAGUGCUAAGUUGCAUAUCUUUCUGUCGGGCUUAGCUGGAGGAAUUGCUCAGGUUUCAGUAAUGUCCCCUGCAGACAUUGUGAAAGUCCGUCUCCAGUGUCAGACCGAGCCAUAUGAAGGAUCUGACCUCAAAGCCAGGCCAAAGUACAGGGGGCCCAUGCACUGCCUUUUCACCAUUGCGCGUGAGGAGGGUGUCCUGGGUCUUUACAGGGGAGCUGGUGCUUUAGCAUUGCGGGAUGGCCCAUCCUUUGCCACCUAUUUCCUCGUCUAUAACACUGUCUGUGAAUGGCUGUCUCCAGACAACAACAGUCAAGCAGUUGGAAAAAAGACAGAUUGGAAGGUGGUAAUGUUUGCUGGAGGAUUAUCAGGAAUGUGCGGCUGGUGCAUUGGGACCCCCAUGGAUGUGAUAAAGGCCCGAUUACAGACUGAUGGCAUGGACAAGAGGCGGUACAGAGGACUCUUUCAUUGUGUAAGAGAAAGUGUGAGAAUCGAGGGACCAGGUGUUCUUUUCAAAGGCCUUGUCCUCAACUGCAUACGUGCCUUUCCAGUCAACAUGGCCGUUUUCGUCAUGUAUGAGCUGGUACUCAGUUUGAUACGAACAGAGUCAUAGGCCAUACUUAGGCGUGAUAGUCAUACAGCAUGCAUCUGCACUGUAUAAAUGAUGUUAGAUUAAAGGCACAUAUCAUGACUUUAGCAUCAGGCACCCUAACACUGAUAAUGUGAAAAGACAAGUUAUGCUGCAGAACUAAAUUAACUUGAAAGGCUGAAUGGUUAAGUAUUAUGUUUUUAUUAGUUAAUGAUUUGUGGUGACUACCUUACAUAGCAUAUCCUCGCUGUCGCGCGAAAACCUUAUAUCUCCAUUCUUGCCAUUUUUUUUUACUUCUUUCAUAAUGUGACAUUUUCAGCUUUGCCGUGUUAGAAUUUUAUGAUGAACAGCCCAACAUAAAUGAUCUAAAAUUACUUACAUUAGUUACAUUAUCUUGCAUUAUAAAUUAAGGAUGUUUUCCUUCUCUUGCAAAGUUCUUGUUCCAAUAGCACCAACAUGCUGUAUCUAAAGGUACACAUUAAAAGUUUGAAUUACUGUUUUUUUAUGUAUGAAGAAAACAAUGGGCCUCAUUCACAAAUAAUUUGUUUUUAAAGUGUUUUCUUAAAUUUGUUCUUGAGAAAGAUGCUAAGAAAAAGUCCUUAUUCCUUACCUAAGCAGAAAUCCCAAAUACGAAAACAUUGGUGAAUGUCAGAAUCUUCAUGAAAACUGUGGAAGUAGGCGUUAAGAAGAAAUUUUAUCUUGAGAUCAAUUGGUGAAUGAGGCCCAAUGUGUUAUUUACAUUCAGUGGCAUAAUUUUCUGUUUGAAGAGUGUACAGUAUGCAGAGUUUGAACAUUAUUUACUUGAUUUUUCCAUUCACAUGAGACUUAAUUUAAUUAUUUCAUUUGGAACAGGCAGAUUUGAGGUCAGUGUAGACCACAGGGUGCCAAAUCCAUGAUCCAGGUAAUCAAGGCCUUUGGGGGCAUCUGCCUGUUUGAGCCAGGUGUGUUAGAUCUGAACUCUCCAGGGUGGUAAACCUUCAGGACCAGGAUUGAGCAUCCUUUGUGUAGAUUAUUUUUCUUCACAUUCAGUACGUAGUAUUUAAUUUAUCAUGUUAUUUAUUUUGAGGAGAGUACUAUAUGCCACUUUGUGGAAAUAAGCUGCUAUAGGUUGUGGGAUUGUAAUUUGAAUAAUCCAUUAUCUGGCAAAAGGUGGCCCGUCUAGUUGUCUAGUAGUCACAAUUUACGCCUACAUGCUAACAGCUGAUAAUAAAGCAGGUCUUUAGAUUUACACUUUAAAAGAGCACAAUAUCCUGUAGCUCCAGGCUGUUUUUGAAAUAGUGCAACAAUGGUUUUCAGGUAACUUAUGUACUGGAAUAAAUAAUCUAAACAUCCUC